Messenger RNA from Neodiprion fabricii, 1290 nucleotides. RefSeq lists its product as uncharacterized. The transcript has 4 exons. The record is from RefSeq and is a predicted model, not a curated record. The coding region runs from base 414 to 902 and encodes 162 amino acids. NCBI's taxonomy places the organism in Eukaryota, Metazoa, Arthropoda, Insecta, Hymenoptera, Diprionidae.
GCUCACUUCACAUCGAGACGUCGAACGUUCUGGAGCGUGUAGUGAGACGUAAUUAGAGAUCGACUCGUAGCAGUUUUAUCACCAGAUUAUCGCGCGUUUAGCCUAGUCAGAAAAAAAAUGUUAUAUUCAUUUGCUUCAACUCGACUUUCCUUUCGAAAUCGUCGAGUGUGAAUCGGCGGUACGGAACGAUAAGUGAAGGGGAUUAAACUUGGCGAAUUGUUGGCGGAAAUAAACGGGACUAAUUAGCGGGUACUAACAACAACAUCGGAAUUAUCGCUUUGUGACGCAGUUAUACGUAUACGUAGAUCCAUUAACCGGGAAGCAAGGCUGUCAAAAGUCCCGAAGGAGGCUGAGAAUGGAUUUCGCGGUGAGCCCGGGGCUUGAGCCAGGAUUCGAAGGGUUUCAACCCCGGAAUGAGGGGGUUGGCCUGCGGACGUCGAGGCUUCUUCGAGUUUGUUUACUUUUUCCUGUACCUACGCAGUCUUCGCUUCGGUGCCUUUGGCGUAACAACAGCAGCUGGUCGGGGAAAAUCGCACGAGCUUCGUUGUACAACUUCCUUAGUCGGAGUAUCUAGCCGGGGAUAUUUCGAGGGCUCAACAACUCGUUACAAAGACGAAAACUGUAUAACGAGCUCGUAUAUAUCGAUUAGGAGAACGGACGUCGAGCAAAAGAGAAGAAAAAAGGUGAGGGAAGAAACAAGAGCCUUUGGCAUUGUCCAUUCAUUCAUUGUGUACAUUUUCCUAAAAUUUGAUAAUUGUAUAAUUCUUAAAACAUUGAUUGAAACAUUUUACAUCACUUCAGCAAACUUGGUGCAUUUCAGUGAAGGUGUGAAGACGGUAAUAUCAUUGGAACACGUUGAUUUAUUCAUCUUCGGAAUUUACCAAACCUGCAGUAAUUUGUGAAAUAGCAUCUGAUAGUGUGAAAAAUCUGAAUCCAUUGGAUCUUCUGCUGAUUGUUUUUUUUAAGCGAGAGGGAGAGAGAGUGAGUGAGUGAAAAGGGUGAAAAGUAAUUUCCCAGAGUAAAAAUGGAGCGGACACGAGAAGCUACCGGUUUGUAUAAUGGAUUAAUCCUCCAGGGCAGGCGGCAGUGAGCCAUCCGUUAUAAGGCGAUCGAGGGUGAUUAUAAACAGCUCAAUUACCGUUUGUUUACGGUUAACUGGAAGCGGACGGCGGGAGCCUUCAGAGCCGAAGACGAGUAGCAGACCGAAUCGUUCCAGUCCCAGCGGCGGAGUCUAACCAGGUCUAGGCGGCAGCCCGGAGAGGCAGGGAAGACUCGGCGGUCGUCUCAUUG